This is a messenger RNA of Gongylonema pulchrum, 352 nucleotides long. Lineage: Eukaryota; Metazoa; Nematoda; Chromadorea; Rhabditida; Gongylonematidae. The record is from the annotation of a GenBank genome assembly.
AACUGCUUUGUUGCAGAUCUUCUAUCCCCAAGAGCAGCUGGAAGAUGAGAUGGAAAUCGAUCUAAUCUUUGCACAGAUCAUCGCUGAUUGUCGCAAACCAAAUGCUUAUCGAAUUCGCAAUUUUGAACGCGAUGCUGUGAGUCAAAUUCUACGGACAAAUCGCAUUCCACCAGCAGCGCUGGACUUCCCUCAGCAAGUGGCCGUGGAUGUGAAACUGGCCGUUAUCCAGUGCGCCCGUGGUUGGCCUCUCUAUUUCAGUGUCAUUUUUCCAGUCGUAGAACAGAUCCUCAAUAAGGGUGCUGACGAGGUGAUGAUGGUGCAGAGGUUGCUGGCUGUACACGAAACUGGCCUC